Neocloeon triangulifer is the source of this 5664-nucleotide messenger RNA. It is a transcript of the gene Nup98-96, whose product is annotated as nuclear pore complex protein Nup98-Nup96. Gene Ontology annotation, cellular component: nuclear pore cytoplasmic filaments; nuclear pore. The record is from RefSeq and is a predicted model, not a curated record. Gene Ontology annotation, molecular function: structural constituent of nuclear pore. The transcript has 21 exons. Lineage: Eukaryota; Metazoa; Arthropoda; Insecta; Ephemeroptera; Baetidae. The coding region runs from base 286 to 5448 and encodes 1720 amino acids. Gene Ontology annotation, biological process: post-transcriptional tethering of RNA polymerase II gene DNA at nuclear periphery; protein import into nucleus; RNA export from nucleus.
UGGCAAUCAGAAACUAGAAAAAAAAUCUGUGUUGUGCGCGCCCUUGUUGUUUUGCGCAACGACGAAUCUGCGGAAUUCGGCCAAAUUGAUGCCAAUUUUCUCGGCGACGAACGACAAACGGACUUUGGAUCGUCGGCCGAGAUCGUGGUGAGGCGUUCGCGGCAUUCGGCUGCCGAAAAGUGAGCCGCCCGACGCCGACAACCAAGCGUCGCUUUCGGCACUCACGUGUUUUUGCCAUUGUUGGCUCGGCGAACCAACUUUCGAUUAUUUGAGUUUAAGCUCGAGAUGUUCAACAAACAAGCGUUCGGCUCGACGCCCUCGACCUCCACCUUCGGUGGAUUCGGGACGGCGACGACGGCGACGACGCCCUUCGGCCAGUCGUUCAACAAACCGGCCACGGGGGCGCCGGGAUUCCAGUCGACGGGGUUCGCCCCCGGCGGCGGCUCUCUUUUCGGGACCACCCCCGCCGCCACCAGCACCGGCCUCUUCGGGGCCUCGCAGCCCCAGCAGCCCGCCUUUGGCCAGCAGCAGUCCCAGCAACAGUCGGCCUUCUCAGGGUUCAACUCAGGCGGCGGCUCGUCCCUCUUCGGCAGCACCGCCAGCACCAGCUUCGCGCAGCCCAAACCGACCUUCGGGGGCUUCGGGGCGCCGACCCAGUCCUCAGGGCUCUUCGGCAGCCAACCGGCGGUGUCCACGGCCACCUCGGGCUCCGCCAUGUUCAGCGGCCAGACCUCGGCCGGCCUCUUCGGGAGCUCAGGAUUUGGGACGACAAACAGCAAUGUGGUGGGGACGCCGAUCAAGUUCAAUCCCCUGGCGGGGACGGACACGAUGGUCAAGAAUAACCAAACCACCACGAUCAGCACUCGGCACCAGUGCAUCACGUGCAUGAAGGAGUACGAGAACAAGUCGCUGGAGGAGCUGCGCAUAGAGGACCUGCAGGCGGGCCGCAAGGGACCCCAGCAGGGAGCUGUCAUGUUCGGAGGCACAGCCCAACCCCAGCAGUCAUCCCUAUUCGGGGCAUCUCCCCUCGGCCAGCCUUCUACCUCAUUUGGUGAAAACAAGUCUCUCUUCGGAGCCACGUCAACGGCCAACACCGGCCUUAGCAACUUUGGCAACGCCGCCCCUGCCUUCGGAGCGACCGGCCAAACCGGUUCUGGCCUGUUCGGGAAGCCGUCGGCCUUUGGGGCGCCGGCCUCUUCGGCCGCCACCGGCUUCUCCUUCUCCGGCAGCAACAACAACGCCGCCGCCAACAAUCCGUUCGGAGGCGCCGCCGCCCAGAAGCCCUUCGGCGCCCCCGCCACCAACACCAUGUUCGGCGCGCAGCCGACCUCCCUGUUCGGCGCCACCCCCACCACCAACACGGGCUUCAGCUCUUUCGGCGUCCAGCCCCAGCAACAACCCCAGCAGCAGAUCGGCCUCUUCGGCCAGGCCAAGCCGGCGGCCACGCCCUUCGGCAUGGCCGCCCCCCAGCCCACCUCACAGACGUCCUUCGGCUUUGGACAAAACACGGCUACAAACACCACCACCGGUCUGUUUGGAAACAAGCCUGCCCUGGGCACUGGACUCACCACUGGGUUCGGUGGCGCCACGAGCAGCCCCUUCGGCGCCAAGCCCCUCGGGACCAGCACGGCCCCCGCCUUUGGCACCUCCUUCCAGCAGCAGCCGGCCACCUCCCUCGGGGGCGGCUCCACCCUCUUCGGCCAGACCAAGCAGGCGGCGCCCACCUUCGGCUUCGGGGGGCAGCAGCAGCAGGGGGCCUUCGGCCUCAACGCCAAUCCCUUCGGGGCCAAGCCGGCCGCCCCCACCAACCUCUUCGGCAACACCGCCUCCGGAGGCGGCCUCUUCGGCAACACGACCACCACCUCGAGCAACCUGUUCGGCAACACCGGCGCCUUCGGGGGCGGCUCGGGCCUCACCCUCGGCCAGACCCCCUCCUUCACCGCCAACAAGCCCUUCGGGGGCUUCGGCGGCGCCACCCUCGGGGGUCAGCAGGCCCAGGCGGCGCCACAGAGCCAGGCCGCCCACCAGAACAUCAUGAACCUCACCUCCUACCCCUACGGAGACCAACCCCUCUUCCGCAACCUGGGGCCGGACAAGGUGGAGGAGUUGCGGCUGAAGGCGACGAACCCUGCGGCGCAGAAGGCGGCGAUCGCGCAGUCGCCGUCGUUCAGCGUGUCUUCCAAGUCGUCACCGCGGCUGGCCGUGAAGCCGCCCUCGGCCACGCCGGCCAAGUCGUCGCUGUUUGAGGGGCUCGAGGGCAGCAGCCCCUUUUCGCCCUACAAGAGCCUGGCCGCGGCCAUCACGCCCAAGAGCAGCAUCAAACUGCUCAAGCUGCGCCCCGACCCCUCUAACCUCACCCCCGGCAACCAACCCUCACAGUCCACCCCUCUCAGGGCAGCCAGCAGCAAGUUCAGGGACAUCCUGCCCGCGGCCACGCCCCCCUCUUCGACGCCCAGGGGCUCUGCCGGCAAAAGCGACAACGGAAACAAGGAGAACGAAUUGUCAGACGAACUGUCCGAAACGCUGGCAGACGUGAGGCCGGCCCGGAAGUUGGCCCUGGAAGAGAGUCAGGGUCCGCUGAACGCCACAGACGCGUCCAUCUGCCUCUCAGACAUUAGCGAAGUGGGCGAGGAGGAGGCGCCGAGCGAGGAGCCGCACCCUGCCGGAAUCGUGCUGAGGAGGGCCGGCUACUACACCAUCCCCUCCCUGCACGAGUUGGCCAAGCUGUUCGAGGAGACGGGCGAGUGCAAGGUGCCCAGUUUCCUCGUCGGCCGCUCCAACUACGGCAACAUCUUCUUCGACGAGCCCAUGGACGUCGCCGGCCUCAACCUCGACGACAUUGUUCACAUCAGGCACCGCGAGGUGGUGGUUUAUCCGAACGACGAGGAGAAACCGGCCCUGGGCCAGGGUCUGAACCGCAGGGCGCAGGUCACCCUGGACCGCAUCUACCCUGUCAACAAGCAGACGAGAGCGCCCAUCCGCGACCCCGAGACCAUCCUCAACAUGGACUACGACUCCACCCUGCGCAGGGCCUGCGUCCGCAUGAAGGCGCGCUUCGUCGACUACCGCCCUGACAACGGCUCCUGGGUCUUCAAGGUGGACCACUUUUCCAAAUACGGGUUGCCAGACGAGUCGGACGACGAUGACGAGAUGCUCGAGCCUGGCAAACCUGUGGCUCAGGCACCUCCGAAGCCCCCGGCAGUCCAACCUGCCCAGCAGCCCCCUGCAGCACCGCCCAAGCAGCACACCCUCUCAGAUUCACAUGUCCUUUUCAACACUUCCGUCAACAUGACCAACCUCGAGACCAUGGACGAAGAUUAUCUUGAGAUUUUGUCUCCGAACGAGCAAAUGCCGCGCCUGACCGGAAUGGACACAAGCAAAAUCCGCCUGAUGAAGGCGUCCCUGUUUGAGAACGAAGACUCGGUUUACGGCGACGAGAAGAUGGUCGAGGACGAGUUUCAUUUCGAGAAACCCGCGUCGCCGAGUUUCGCGGCGGAGGAGUUGGAGGUGGCCCUCCCGGAGAGGGAGGCGCGACCCAGCCGGCCCCACCAGCGACCCACCAUCGUCACCCCCAGGGCGAUGCCCUUCCCCCCGAAACUGCCCACAAACAUGGAGGGUUGCGCGGCCGACUCGGCUCUGUUCCAUGGCCGGUGCGCACAGACCAGCUGGACGUCCGGCGGCGCCCUCGUCGCCACCCACGACCAACUCGUCUCCCUCACCUGCCCCUACCUCGCCAGCAACACCAACAAGGCGCUGGUGGAGGAGCAGCUUUUGGUGCAGCUGCAGUUGUCGCGUUGCGAGGCUGCAGAGGGGGAGGAGAAGGGGUGGGAGGUGCCUCGGUGGAGUCCGCGCGAGGGCGGCGACCUGCUGGUGGCGCACAGCACGUGGGCGAGGGGCCGGAGGGGGGCGGGGGGCCGCAAGGAGCGCAUGGUGCGGCAGGUGCUGCUGCUGUGCCACACCCUGUGGGGCGACUCGGCCCCCCAGGGGACCUCCGAGGGGGCCCCGACGAGGGCCCUGGAGGCGCACGCGCGGCGCAAGGGCGUGUGCGAGUGGCUGGAGGGGGUGGUGCGCGAGGAGGAGGCCGCCGAGCCAUCCCUCCCGACGCACACCCCCGAGCACGCCCUGCUCGCCACCCUGGCCCAGGGCAGGCUGCUCGAGGCCGUCCAGGCCUGUCAGCGCGUCGGCGACCACUACCUGGCCCUCACCGUCGCCUCCUCCGGCGCCAGUCCCUACCCCAGGCACAUGGUCCUGACUCAGCUGGAGGAGUGGGUGUCCGUGGGCGCAUCGCACCUGGUGAACGGAGAGCGCCUGCGCGCCUGGCUGCUGUGCGGCGCGGGGGCUGCGUCGCUGGUGCGGGAGGAAGGGGAGGGCGCGUUGAACGCUUUGGAGGGGUUGCCGUGGUGGGCGUGCCUGGCUGCGCACGCGUGGUUCCUCGGCAGCCCCGCGGCCAGCGUGCCCGACGUGCUGGCCAAGUACGAGGCGGCCGUCGACGCCCGCCUGGCCGCCGCCCCCCUCCCCCCUGACGGCGCCCACCCCCACCGCGACCUUCGCUUCCACCUGCUCAAGCUCUUCGCGCAACGCACCUACCCCCUGGAGCCCCUUCUCGCCGUCGAAACGCACUUCCCCGACGCGCCCCUCGACUUCUCACUCAGCUGGUUGUUGAUGGGGCUGCUGGAGUCGCUGCACUACACGCACGUGAGCUCGCACUGCUCGCAGAACCUGCACCUGCUGUUUGCCGAGCAGCUCGAGGCCGUCGGCCUGUGGCACUGGGCCGUCUUCGUCCUGCAGCACCUCGCCAGUCCCGCCGCGAGGUCAAGCGCCGUCGAGAAGGUCAUCGUGCGCCACGUGGUGCCUGACCCGACCUGCCCCCCGAAGACCCUGACCCAGCGCGAGCUCUUCCUCGUCGACAAGCUCGGCAUUCCCGCCAAAAUCAUCUACAGCGCCAAGGCCACCCACUGCAAAGGCUCAAACAGGCACGUCGAUUUGGCGUUUUACCAUUUGUACGCUGAGGAGUGGAACGAGUGCUACCAGACAGUGAUUUCCCACCUGGCUGCAGACGCCGUCAUCAAUGACGAGUGGCGCGAAGUGCGCGAGUUGCUGCGGGAGUUGCAGGCGCACUCGCACGAGAUCGACGAGUGGCACGACCAGGGCCAGGUCGUGUUGACCUUCCUGACCCUGAGCGACGAGUUGGCCUCGCUGCGGUUCUCGUCCGAGGGCCGGGUGGGGGGCGUGGCCCCCAGGGUGGCCGCCCUGCACAACCACCUGCGCCUCAUGCCCUGCGCCUCCCCCAAGCACAGGCUGUGCCGGUCCGAGAUGGCGUUGAAACUGCAGGAGUUGCUGCGCGCCCUCGUCCCUCCCUCGGACCAGCCCCGGCUCAACGACCUGGACCAGGCGAUGAAGCAGUUUGUGCUCCGCAACGACGACCCUCCCUCCGCAGCCGCAAACUGACUCGCCUCUCUCCUUCAAAGUGAAUCCAAGUCGGGACAGUUUUUCGGAGGCAAAAGUGAAAAGACGAAUAUUAAAUUUAAAUAAUAAAAAGAUUCCAUUGAAAAUGUAUUUUUGUAAGAAAGAAAGAAAUUUGUUCCUUGUAUUAUUCUGUGCGCCGAGGUCUGUGUCACCUGCGGUUAAUUUCCAGUUAAAUAAAACAAUCCAUUACUCUUUGAA